Molecule: messenger RNA, 2239 nt
Organism: Paraphaeosphaeria sporulosa
Lineage: Eukaryota; Fungi; Ascomycota; Dothideomycetes; Pleosporales; Didymosphaeriaceae
Product: nucleolar complex-associated protein 3
Exons: 1
Coding region: 26-2062 (678 amino acids)
Biological process (GO): DNA replication initiation
Cellular component (GO): nucleolus
Molecular function (GO): chromatin binding
Source: RefSeq, a predicted model, not a curated record
CGCAACACUCGCAUAAAUACUCCCAAUGUCGCGUACCAUUCCCGCAGCGAAGAGAAGGCGUCUGUCGCCGCCCGAAGACGACGGCGGCGCCGUCCAGCCGGCCCAAAACAAGAAGGCUAGCUACCUCGCCAAUGCAGCCAAAUGGGACCUCGAACAGGACUACGAGCAACGGCCGCGAAAGCAGAAGAAGCAAAAAGAGGCUGCCAAACUGCCUGUAAGGACGACGGAAGGAUGGCAGACCCAGCCCGCAGCGGACGGUGCGCAGGAGGAAGAAGAUUCGGACAGCUUUCUAGGCUCGGGCAGCGAGGCCGAAGAGGAGGAGGAACCAGUGGUGGAGGAACCCAAGGUGUCGCCAAAGCAGCAGAUUCUCGAGGCGAAAGAGGAAGUUGCGCGAAUAGCCACCCUCGUCAAUGAAGACCCCGAAGAGCACAUUGGCGCGCUCAAGACACUGGCCGCCCUUGCGGCAUCCAAGAACACCACCGUCCGGAAGUUGACGCUGGUCGCGCAGACGGCCAUCUUCAAAGACUUGAUUCCUGGCUAUCGUAUACGGCCGCUCUCUGAAGAAAACAUGACGGAUAAAGUUUCCAAGGAGGUUCGAAAACUUCGCGCAUUCGAGCAGAAGCUUGUUGCGGGAUACCAGGCAUAUGUGCAGGAUUUGGCCAAGGCGGCAAAGAGGAGUGGUGGCGACGCCGCUGCUGCAAGCGUUGCUACAGUUGCCAUCACUUGCGCAUGCAGCAUGCUGCUGGCCGUACCACAUUUCAACUUUCGGGGAGACCUGCUUGGCAUCAUUAUCGGCAAACUUAGCACGCGAAAUCCAGACGCAGAUUUCGUUAAAUGCCGGACCACGCUAGAGAAGCUUUUUGAGGAAGACGAAGAAGGAAACGUUUCACUGGAUGCCGUCACCAUGUUGACGAAGAUGAUGAAGAGUAGGAAUUACCACUUUGACGAAAGCGUUCUCAAUACCUUUCUUCACCUGCGCCUGCUCUCCGAGUUUUCCCAGAAAGCUUCAUACAACCGCGUUGACAAGGAGGAACCUGAACGAAUCAAUGGCAAGAAGAUUAAACAACAGCGCGAGUUCCGAACGAAGAAGCUCAGGAAGCAGCUGAAAGAGAACAAGAAAAUUGAGAAAGAAUUCAAACAGGCAGACGCUGCAGUAGGUCACGAAGAGCGCGAUAGAAUGCAGGCAGAGACGCUGAAGAUGGUCUUUGUCGCCUACUUUAGGAUCCUGAAGGCGCGAUCCGGGAAGCUUAUGGGUGCCGUGCUCGAGGGUCUCGCGAAGUACGCGCAUCUUAUCAACCAGGACUUCUUUGGUGACAUUCUUGAAGCUUUGCGCGACAUCAUCAGCACAGCAGAAGUUUCGGCGGCUGCGCAAAUAGACGAUGAUGAGGAGGAAGAGGAAGAGGAAGAUGACGAGAACGAAGCACCGGAUCGGAACCUCACACGCGAGUCCCUUCUCUGCGUCAUCACAGCUUUUGCUCUGUUGCAAGGUCAAGAUGUUACCAAAUCUGCAUCGGGACUGAAGUUGGACCUCAGCUUUUUCAUCACACAUCUGUAUCGCACACUCCACGCAGUAUCGGUUAACCCCGACAUCGAGUUAAGUGCAAAGUCGCUGCAUCUCGCUGAUCCGCAUUCCGCGGAGGCACAACCACAAGCCGAGGCGACGAACAAGAUCAAUGUCCAGACCACCAUAGUCCUGCUCAUCCGGUCUCUAUCAUCUAUUCUUCUACCAGCAACAGCGAUACGGGCCGUGCCACCGAACCGAGUUGCUGCUUUCUGCAAGCAGUUGAUGACAAUAUCCCUGCAGCUACCCGAGAAGUCGUGCACAGCAAUGCUCGGACUGCUAACCCAAGUCACAAAAGCGCACGGUCGCAAAGUCAAUGCGCUAUGGAUAACGGAAGAACGCCGCGGAGACGGUGUGUUCGAUGCGCUCAAGCCCGAGAUCGAAGGCAGCAACCCGUUCGCGGGCACAGUUUGGGAGGGCGAGAUUUUACGAAUGCAUUUCAGCCCGACAAUACGGGAAGCGGUUGUCGGUAUCGAGAAGAACGUCAUGGAGUCGAGAUAGCAUAUAUCACCAGCUGAGCGUAAUCUAUGCCUUUUGAGGCGGACAAUACAACCCUGCCGCAGCGCAAGGCUAUGGCUUCCAACUUAAUUCUGGCCCCAGAUCUCUUGGCGAUCUGAGCCUACACUAUGUGAACGAUACAGCCAAGCAAAUUCCUUAGCGUACACCGUACACUCGCAC